UGACUUUUUCUUCUGUAUUUCUGUCAUUUGACAUAUCAACAGACGUGAUUAUAAAUGUCAUAAUAUCACAAAAUUGUACAUACUGUAAAAUGUAAAUAACUCUUUAUCUAAUAAUUGUGCAGCUGAAAUAAUGAAUAAUAAAAAUUAUAGUAAUUUUGUGAAAGCCACUUCACCUACACCGUCUUGCGAAGGUGAACAGGUCUAUAGAAAACUAUUAAGUGGUGAAGAAGCACAAAAGUUAUAUUUGGAUGAAGUAAGCGCAGCAAAAGCAUCAAGCUCUGGUCGUACGAGAAGUGCUUGUGAUGUGGAGAUAACUAGAACUUUUGUCAAAGAAGAAGAAAACGAACUGUCCAACAAGGAUCUAUUUAUCACUGUACAGAACAAUGAUGUCAACAAACUGAAAUGUGUUUUUGACAGAUGCCCUGAGAAAGUACAUGUUCUCGAUGAAUUUGGUUGGAGUUUACUGAUGAUAGCGUGCCAAGCAAACUCAGUUGAUACAGUCAAACUACUACUUAAAAAAGGUGUUGAUAUGAAUGUAAGAGACAAAGCGGGUAACUCUGCACGGAGUCUAGUUAUUAAGAAUAAGAAUUAUGUAUUAGCUGAUGUAUUAAUAAAUUACAAACAUAAGGAAAAACCUAAACAGGCAGUUUCCAAAAUAAAGGUAAAAUCAAAAGCGAAAGUUCAAUGUGAUAGUUGUAAUAAUCUGUAUCACGACAGAGAGGAACAUUUAUCAUCUACAAUACACAAUAUUAAUGCAAGCAAAGGCAAGAAGAUUACAGCCAGUUACGUCAUUCCAGUCAACAAUAAAGGUUACCAGUUAAUGUUAAAAGAUGGUUGGGACAGAAACACUGGCCUUGGCAAAGAUGGAUCUGGCAAGCUGUACCCAAUCAAAACGGUGCAGAAGAAAGAUAGAAAAGGCAUUGGUCACCAAAAGGAAAACCAUGAAAAAGUAGAAGAAGACAUAGACAAACACAAAAAUAGAAAGAAAAUAGCCAGAGAUCAGCAGAGUAACAAAGCAUUUGAAAUAAAUUUUAGGCGCCAAUUUUAUUAAAAAUGACUUUAUUUUUUUAUUAAAACAGUUUCAUAAAAAUGUAUCACAACUACCUAAAUAAUCAAUAGUCAUUAUGAAAUUUAUUAUGCAAAAGUAAAAAGAAAGUACAAUAUAUUAAAUUGAAUAAAAUAUUUAAAGCCUGUUUAUCUUAGUAUAUAUCUAGCAUCAUAUCUUUACUAUUCAUGGUGUAAUAAAAGGUUAAUCAUAUGAUUUAUCAUACACAUAUCCUGAUCAAAGGUUGAUA
Molecule: messenger RNA, 1295 nt
Organism: Trichoplusia ni (cabbage looper)
Lineage: Eukaryota; Metazoa; Arthropoda; Insecta; Lepidoptera; Noctuidae
Product: G patch domain and ankyrin repeat-containing protein 1 homolog
Exons: 1
Coding region: 131-1051 (306 amino acids)
Molecular function (GO): nucleic acid binding; protein binding
Source: RefSeq, a predicted model, not a curated record